AUGGCGAAAACAACGCUACAAAAGUGUCUCAAGCUGCACAAGCUCUUCGUCGCCGAGACAGCUCGCAGUUCAAAGCUCGAGUCGGAAGGGUCCCAAGUGCUCUCGUCGCUUGCCAAUUUGAGUCAGCGACUACCGAUUCUACUACAAUCGGGUAAUGCGACUCACGGACAAGGCAGCGAUACCGUCGAUGACGACGUGUCGGACGUGAUGGGCGUGUUGCGUGACGUCCGUGAGACGCCGACUCUGUUGCUGCAGAAACACUUUCUGGCGCUGGAAAAGAGUCGAGAGUUCUUGACUGAUAUCAUGCGGGACUACCAAGAGCUACUGCGUCAUCUUCGGUCCUUUGCGAGUGAGUGCGUGACGCUCGUGGAUGACGCACUCAUUGAGGACGAAACUGCUGUCAGCGAGGACGACCAACUAGCAGCAGUGGCUUUUCCCUUGCAGCUGCAGGAGUGGAUGGAGACGGUGCUGGCAAUGUUUGAGCACGAAGUGCUGCGGAAAACGCGACUCGUGGCUGACCUGGAGUACAGUGACUCACCGAGACUCAGUACUAUGUACUCGCAGUGGAGUGCCCAGGGGAUAAUGGGUAACAUUGAUAGCAAUUACGUGCAAACAGGCCUGCCAUUGCCACGAGCGACGACGUCAUCGACGCUGCCAUCUCGACAGUCGAAAUCGAAUGCAUCGAAGCGCAAGAAAAAGAAGUAG
Messenger RNA from Hyaloperonospora brassicae, 705 nucleotides. Lineage: Eukaryota; Oomycota; Peronosporomycetes; Peronosporales; Peronosporaceae. The record is from the annotation of a GenBank genome assembly.